AUGGUUUCCGGCGCCUACAAAUCGGAAUUCGGCGAAACCGAUGAGCUCGCUCAUGUGAUGGAACGUGUGAAGGCGUUUGCUGCAAAGGAAGGUCGUCAACCUCGUAUUAUGGUAGCCAAGAUGGGACAAGAUGGUCACGACCGUGGUGCCAAGGUUGUGGCUACCGGAUUUGCAGAUUUGGGAUUCGACGUUGACGUUGGACCGCUGUUCCAAACUCCGGCCGAAGCUGCACAACAAGCUGUUGACGCAGAUGUUCACGUGAUUGGAGCUAGCAGUCUAGCUGCCGGACACCUUACACUUGUGCCUCAGCUGGUGAAAGAACUUGCCAAGCUGGGAAGAGAGGAUAUUCUUGUGGUUGUUGGUGGUGUGAUUCCUCCGCAAGACUACGAUGCUCUCUAUAAAGCCGGUGCAGGUCUGAUCUUCGGACCUGGGACAAGACUGCCAAGUUGUGCUAACCAGGUCCUUGAUAAACUCGAAAACAUGGGUAAGAAAGAGUCAGCGAAAUCGUGA
Messenger RNA from Cooperia oncophora, 510 nucleotides. The record is from the annotation of a GenBank genome assembly. NCBI's taxonomy places the organism in Eukaryota, Metazoa, Nematoda, Chromadorea, Rhabditida, Trichostrongylidae.